AUGGCCAUACCUCAGGCCACCAUAGUAGUUGCCAUAGAAGCUCAUGGUAACACUUCUCCUCUCUUCAUCUACCCAACAACAACCUCAACAACCAACACAAUGUGUGGCAGCUACUAUGGAGGCUGUGGCUACGGACGCUGUGGCUAUGGAGGCUGUGGCUACGGAGGCUAUGGCUACGGAGGCUGUGGCUAUGGAGGCUGUGGCUAUGGAGGCUAUGGCUACGGAGGCUUGGGCUGUGGCUAUGGCUCCAGCUAUGGCUGUGGCUUCCGCAGACUGGGCUGUGGCUAUGGCUGUGGCUCUGGCUGUGGCUACGGCUAUGGGUCCCGCUCCCUCUGUGGCUGUGGCUAUGGCUGUGGCUCUGGCUGUGGCUACGGCUAUGGGUCCCGCUCCCUCUGUGGCUGUGGCUAUGGCUGUGGCUCUGGCUGUGGCUACGGCUAUGGCUCCCGCUCCCUCUGUGGCUACGGAUGUGGCUCUGGAUGCAGCUCUGGCUUUGGCUGCUACUAA
Mustela erminea (ermine) is the source of this 504-nucleotide messenger RNA. Its product is annotated as keratin-associated protein 6-2-like. The transcript has 2 exons. Lineage: Eukaryota; Metazoa; Chordata; Mammalia; Carnivora; Mustelidae. Gene Ontology annotation, biological process: keratinization. Bases 1 to 504 code for a protein of 167 amino acids. The record is from RefSeq and is a predicted model, not a curated record.